AGCCAGCAUGGGGAAUAGGUUAUGUGAAGGGUCCUUUCUCAAGGAGCGCCCAAAUGGUGCAGACGUUUGCUGGCGUUGUCUGUUUCUGACCAAGGGUGGCAUUUCGCGCUGGGCAUGGGAAGCCUGCUGGCUCGUGGAGGAGCUACUGGAUCAGCAGCAUCUCCAGGGCAGGAGUUCUGAUUCUGGGACUGAAACAGCACUUUGCUUUGACCUGCACCACUCUGUACUGUGAGCAGAGUCUGGGGGAGCAGGCUUCCCUGGGUCCGGGACUGGAGCAGAGCAUCUCACAUCUCAGUGGGGACAGGGACAGAGGGCCAUGAUGCCCUGCUUCUGGCUGGCAAAUUCUGCUAGACCUUAAGUAUUUCGGCCAGUGUUUGGGCUGGGCUGGGCACUAAGGAGGCAUCCCGGGCAGUGGCCAGAGCUCCAGGAAUGCUGGCUCUGUGCUCAGCUCCAGCCCUGACUCCUUAAGUAGGGGUAAUGAUGCCAGCCUGUCCUUUGUGGAGCACACUGGGACCCAGAGCUGGGAAGAGCCAUGUAUUAUUGCUGGCAAGUGCUGUGAAGAUCAAUCACUGAUCCCAGACGCCCCAUCCCUGAGGUACGUGGUCUCUCAGCAGGGCUCCUCUUGCAUUUCGUGUCCCUCUUCUGUUCUUUCUCGCUUUGCAGGCUGACCGACAUGGCAGCUGCAUGAGGCCCAUGCAGCCAGCUGUCGAGCCCCCUGCUUCUCUUGCAGGGACAGUCAGUGGCUUCGGGGCCCUGUUUACCGUCCAGUUAAUAAAUGAACAGGAAUCAGUGAAACUCUCCAAAGGCAAGAGCUGGCUCUGAAGUCAUCCCAGCUCUGGGGUGGGUGGGAGCCCUGAUGCUGAAGCUCAGAGCUGAAAAGCAUUGCAAGCUGUGCAAGACUCUUCCCCGACCCAGCUCUCCUCCCUUCCCCCCACCCGGCAGGUGCAGUGGGCUGGCACUUGGCUGCGAGACUGCAGAGAGCUGGUUAAAGUUUGCACAUUAGUUCCUGUCAAGCUGUCAGGAAGGGAACUCUGAGAUCUGCGUUAAUCCCAGUGCAAAGUGUCGGGAGGGGAUGUCUCAGUUGCUCUGGCCUCUUCUGAGAUUCCUGCUUCUGUUGAGAGUGGCAGCCUCUGUGAACUUUUUCCACCAUCGCUAUGAGCAGCUUGUGCAGGCCCUGUACAAUGUGCACAAUGAGUGUCCCGAGAUCACCAGGAUUUACAGUAUCGGCAGCAGUGUCCAGGGGAGAGAGCUCUAUGUCCUGGAAUUCAGUGACAACCCUGGAGUCCAUGAACUCUNNGAGCCGGAGUUCAAGUAUGUUGGGAACAUGCAUGGGAACGAGGUUCUGGGCAGGGAGCUGCUGCUCCAGCUCUCGGAGUUCCUGUGUGAGGAGUAUCGCCGGAGGAGCGAACGGAUCACACGGCUCAUCUGGGACACACGCAUCCACAUCCUGCCCUCCAUGAACCCAGAUGGAUAUGAAGUGGCUGCCAACCAGAACCUAGAUGCCAUUGGGUACCUGACGGGCAGGAACAAUGCCAACGGCAUCGACUUGAACCGGAACUUCCCUGAUCUUAACACGUUCAUGUACUACAAUGAGAAAACCGGAGGUCCCAAUCACCACAUCCCCCUGCCAGCCAACUGGAAAAGCCAGGUGGAGCCAGAGACCCUGGCUGUGAUUAACUGGAUGAACUGCUACAACUUCGUCCUUUCAGCCAACCUCCAUGGCGGAGCCCUAGUGGCAAAUUACCCCUAUGACAAAGCCCAAGAGCAACGGGGCCGGGGCCGGGGCUAUCACCAUGCAAGCAACACCCCAUCCCCUACCCCUGAUGACAAGCUGUUCCGGAAGCUGGCCAAAGCCUAUUCCUACGCCCACCACUCGAUGCACCAGAGCCCAACGUGUGGGGAGCAGUUUGCCGACGGCAUCACCAACGGGGCCUCCUGGUAUUCUCUCAGCAAGGGCAUGCAGGACUUCAAUUAUCUUCACACCAACUGCUUCGAGAUCACCCUGGAGCUGAGCUGCAACAAGUUUCCUCCUCAGAAGGACCUGGAGAAGGAGUGGCUGGCCAAUCGUGAGGCUCUCGUCACCUACUUGGAGGAGGUCCAUCAGGGCGUCAAGGGGCUGGUGUCCGAUCAGAACGGCAAUGGGAUUGCAGGUGCUGUGAUUUCUGUCCAGGGCAUCGGCCACGAUGUCACCUCCGGUGACAUGGGAGACUAUUUCCGCUUGCUGCUGCCUGACACUUACACCAUCACUGCCUCGGCAGAUGGGUAUCAGCCACAGACGGCGACGGUGACAGUGGGCCCAGCUGGGCCUUCCCUGGUGGAUUUCCAGCUCACACCAAACCCAGUGAAGGGGCCCCUGGAGAAAAAGGCCCCGGCCACCAGCCUGAGCAGCAAAGUCCUUCAGAAGAAGGUGGUGCCAAGAGCAGCUCAUAAGAAGACACAGAGAUGAAGAGGGGCCCAAUGUGCCGAGAGCUGGAGGGGUCUCUGGAUGGAGGGCACCAGCAGCAAGCGAGCGUCCUGACGUAGUGCGACGAUCCCAAAUUGCCUCGCGUAUUAAAGUCACAAAUCUUUCAC
This is a messenger RNA of Pelodiscus sinensis (Chinese soft-shelled turtle), 2571 nucleotides long. The record is from RefSeq and is a predicted model, not a curated record. Lineage: Eukaryota; Metazoa; Chordata; Testudines; Trionychidae.